CAGGGCACACCCGGAACGCCUUCCUUUCUUUUCUCUUUCCUUCCCAGAACAUCACCUGCUCGGAACGGCGAUCCCACGCGUUGUUUCGGAGGGUUUAAAGCGCCGACCCGAACCCCACGGGGAUCGGCGUUCCCCUCGCUCCCAGCCGCGGGAUGUGCUGCCGGUGAUCGCGGAACCCCGAGUCUCUCCAGCCUGGAAGUUUAAGGAAAGCGCAGGAGUUUGCCGGGAGGUGAGAUGGAGCCUGAGUUGAAUCUGAGCACAGGGAAUUCCCUGUGAGUGGCCGGUGCCAGCGUCUGUGAUGCAGUCUGGGCUUCAGUCACACCCUCCAUCGGAUAAAGGCUGCUAGCAGCAUGAUCUCAGAAAGGGAUUCAGAGACCACCUUCGAGGAGGAUUCCCAGCCCAACGAUGAGGUGGUGCCCUACAGUGACGAUGAAACAGAGGACGAGUUGGACGCUCGGCAGCCUGGGGCUGAGCUGGGAGCGAAGCAAGCCAGCAGGGAGGCUGAGGAGAUCCGAAAUCCUGGGAAAAAAGACUGCAGCUGGCAAGUUAAAGCAAACGAUCAGCGCUUCUAUGAGCAGCCGGGCUUCAAGAGAACAAUCUUCCUGUGCUUCAAAAAAAGCAAAUAUGCGGGAAACGCAAUUAAGACGUACAAGUACAACCCCAUCACUUUUUUACCUCUGAAUCUGUUUGAACAGUUCAAGAGAGCAGCCAACUUUUACUUCCUUGUUCUUCUCAUAUUGCAGUCGAUUCCUCAAAUAACGACGCUGUCGUGGUACACAACGCUGGUGCCCUUGCUCUUGGUGCUGGGAAUAACUGCAGUCAAAGACCUGGCGGAUGACAUUGCUCGUCACAGGAUGGACAACGAGGUUAAUAACAGGACAUGCGAUGUCAUCAAGGAUGGAAGGUUCAAAGCCACUAAAUGGAAAGAUAUUAAAGUUGGUGAUAUCAUUCGUCUGAAGAAAAAUGCUUUUGUUCCUGCUGAUAUUUUGCUGCUGUCCAGCUCAGAACCGAACAGUCUGUGCUACGUGGAGACAGCUGAACUGGAUGGAGAGACCAACUUGAAAUUCAAAAUGGCCCUAGAGGUGACACACAGACACCUUCAGGAAGAAAGUGCCCUGGCAGACUUUGAUGGUCUGGUUGAAUGUGAAGAACCCAAUAACCGACUGGAUAAGUUUACAGGAACAUUAUCCUGGAGAAACUCAAAUUAUUCCCUGGAUGCUGAUAAGGUUUUGUUGCGUGGCUGUAAGAUCAGGAAUACAGACUUCUGCCAUGGAAUGGUCAUAUUUGCAGGUGCUGACACAAAAAUAAUGAAAAAUAGUGGAAAGACAAGAUUUAAAAGGACAAAAAUUGACUCCCUCAUGAACUACAUGGUUUAUACUAUCAUCGUGGUCCUCAUCCUGCUGUCGGCUGGGCUGGCCAUCGGGCACACCUACUGGGAGCAGCAGAUUGGCAACUCCUCCUGGUACCUGUACGAUGCGCAGGACUUCAGCCCUGCCUACCGGGGCUUCCUCAACUUCUGGGGGUACAUCAUUGUCCUCAACACCAUGGUGCCCAUCUCCCUCUACGUGAGCGUGGAAGUGAUUCGCUUUGGCCAAAGCUAUUUCAUCAACUGGGACCUGCAGAUGUACUACCCCGAGAAGGACACGGCUGCCAAGGCCAGGACCACCACGCUCAACGAGCAGCUGGGGCAAAUCCAAUACAUCUUCUCAGACAAGACUGGAACCCUUACACAGAACAUCAUGACCUUCAAAAAGUGCUGCAUAAACGGACAAAGAUACGGAGACAGCCGGGAUGCAGCGGGGCAGCUCCAGAGCCACCCAGAGCAAGUCGAUUUCAGCUGGAAUACGUACGCUGAUGGAAAGUUCUUAUUCUAUGAUCAAUAUCUGAUAGAGCAAAUAAAGUCUGGAAAGGAGCCAGAAAUCCAGAAGUUCUUUUUUCUGCUCGCUAUUUGUCACACAGUCAUGGCUGACACUUCUGAUGGUCAGCUCAACUACCAGGCAGCGUCCCCGGACGAGGGGGCCCUGGUGACGGCCGCCCGGAACUUCGGGUACGUUUUCCUCUCCCGAACACAGAACACCAUCACCAUCAGUGAGAUGGGGGUCGAGAGGACCUACGAUGUCCUGGCCAUCCUGGAUUUCAACAGCGACAGGAAGAGGAUGUCUGUCAUCGUAAGAGAGACCGAUGGCAAUAUCAGGCUGUACUGCAAAGGGGCCGAUACGGUGAUUUACGAGCGGCUGCACCCCAGGAAUCUAAAGAGAGAAGCCACAGAAGAGGCACUCGAUGUCUUUGCAAAUGAAACUCUCAGGACACUCUGCCUGUGCUACAGAGACAUAAGCCAGGAUGAAUUUGAAGCGUGGAAUAAAAAGUUUGUGGAGGCCAGUUUAGCUACAAGUCACCGGGAUGAAGCUCUGGACAAAGUGUAUGAAGAAAUAGAGAAAAACCUGAUUCUGCUUGGUGCAACAGCUAUUGAAGACAAACUACAGGAUGGAGUUCCAGAAACUAUCUCCAGACUCUCCAAAGCAGACAUUAAAAUCUGGGUGCUUACUGGUGACAAAAAAGAAACUGCUGAAAAUAUCGGAUUUUCCUGUGAACUCUUAACAGAGGAAACGGCCAUCUGCUAUGGAGAAGAUACCAGCGCUCUCCUUCAAACGAGGCUGGAAAACCAGAGGAACAGGGCUGGAUCCAGUCCACAUUCCUCUCUCAGGAUGAACGAGCCCUUCUUCCAGGGCAGCAGAGAUCGGGCUCUAAUCAUCACUGGCUCCUGGCUGAAUGAAAUCCUGCUGGAGAAGAAAAAGAAGAAAAAGAAACUUAAACUGAAAUUCCCCAGAACAGCAGAAGAGAAGAAGAAACAAACGGAAAAAAGGAGAAGGGCAGAGGCCUACAAGGAGCAGCAGCAGAAGAACUUUGUUGAUCUGGCCUGUGAGUGCAGGGCUGUGAUCUGCUGCCGCGUGACGCCCAAGCAGAAGGCCAUGGUGGUGGAUUUGGUGAAGAAGUACAAGAAGGCCAUCACCCUGGCCAUCGGAGAUGGGGCCAAUGAUGUGAACAUGAUCAAAACUGCCCACAUUGGAGUUGGGAUCAGUGGCCAGGAGGGGAUGCAGGCUGUCAUGUCCAGUGACUACUCCUUCGGACAGUUCCGCUACCUCCAGCGGCUGCUGCUGGUGCACGGGCGCUGGUCGUACAUCAGGAUGUGCAAGUUUCUGAGAUACUUCUUCUACAAAAACUUCGCCUUCACGCUGGUCCACAUCUGGUACUCGUUCUUCAAUGGCUUCUCUGCCCAGACAGCCUACGAGGACUGGUUCAUCACGCUGUACAACGUGCUGUAUUCCAGCCUCCCCGUCCUGCUCGUCGGCUUGCUUGACCAGGAUGUGAGUGACAAACUGAGCCUUCGAUUCCCCAGGCUUUAUAUUUUGGGUCAGAGAGAUUUACUUUUCAACUACAAGAAGUUCUUUUUGAGUCUGCUCCAUGGAGCUGUGACUUCACUGAUCAUCUUCUUCAUCCCGUACGGAGCCUACCUUAAAUCUAUGGGACAAGAUGGAGAAGCCCCUGCAGAUUAUCAGUCCUUUGCUGUCACAGCAGCAUCCUCUCUGAUAUUUGUUGUCAAUUUUCAGAUUGGCCUGGAUACGUGUUACUGGACUUUUGUUAAUGCUUUCUCAGUAUUUGGGAGUAUUGCACUUUACUUUGGGAUCACAUUUGACUUACACAGUGCUGGAAUCCACGUUCUCUUCCCUUCUGGCUUUCAGUUCACAGGAACUGCUCCGAAUGCUCUGCGACAGCCCUACCUUUGGCUUACCAUGAUUUUAUCCAUUGCCAUUUGCUUACUGCCUGUCGUGGCACAGCGCUUCUUGUCCAUGACAAUCUGGCCUUCGGAGAGCGACAAAAUCCAGAGGAACCGUCGGAAGUACCUGCUGGAGGAGCAGCAGUGGAAGCGGCGGCAGAGCGCGUUCCGCCGCGGGGUCUCGGCUCGCCGCUCUGCCUACGCCUUCUCCCACCAGCGCGGCUACGCCGACCUGAUCGCGUCGGGCCGCAGCAUCCAAGAGCUGUAUGUGUCUGAACGAGAGGGCAACGACUCCACUGGUGAUGGGACACAAAAGAAACCAUUCAAGACUGUGCUGAAGGUGAGUGUGGAAUGUGUCUGGGGCAAGUGA
This is a messenger RNA of Cyanistes caeruleus (blue tit), 4145 nucleotides long. RefSeq names its product ATPase phospholipid transporting 8B1 (gene ATP8B1). Lineage: Eukaryota; Metazoa; Chordata; Aves; Passeriformes; Paridae. Gene Ontology annotation, biological process: Golgi organization; phospholipid translocation. Gene Ontology annotation, molecular function: ATPase-coupled intramembrane lipid carrier activity; ATP binding; ATP hydrolysis activity. The record is from RefSeq and is a predicted model, not a curated record. Gene Ontology annotation, cellular component: plasma membrane; trans-Golgi network.